Messenger RNA from Eurytemora carolleeae, 2023 nucleotides. RefSeq names its product protein tramtrack, beta isoform. Gene Ontology annotation, cellular component: nucleus. NCBI's taxonomy places the organism in Eukaryota, Metazoa, Arthropoda, Copepoda, Calanoida, Temoridae. Gene Ontology annotation, biological process: regulation of transcription by RNA polymerase II. The record is from RefSeq and is a predicted model, not a curated record. Gene Ontology annotation, molecular function: protein binding.
ACGUUGUUCAAGUCGGCCUUCCUCAACGACAAGCACCCUGUCAUCGUGAUGAAGGACGUGGACUUCGAGAACCUCAAGUCUCUGGUGGAAUACAUGUACAAGGGAGAGGCCAACGUCCCCCAGCACAUGUUGUCCUCCUUCAUUCAGACUGCGGAGUCCCUGCAGAUUCGAGGUCUAGCAGAGGGAGCUAGUAAACAGAAGCUUGAACAGGUGGCAGAGCUAAACCAUCCUGGAAACCAUCUAAAUAUCCCCAGUAUUCCCAUCACCCAGCAGCUUAACACUCCCUACAAGCAGGAGAUCGGAGGAAAGAAGGGAUUAGACCCAAUGUCCGGUGGAAUCCUAGCUGCCAGGCUUGCCAAAAUGGUUGACUCACCACCCAUGCAAAUGUUUGAUUUCCAUGAACAGCUUGCUCUAGCAGCUCGUCAGCAUGCUGCUCUUGUGCCACCGCCCAUGAAGAAACCAAGAAAGAACCCUGUUACAUCAUCUCCUUUAAAGCUGGAAUCCAACGGCGUUAAACCGGAACUCACGGUGAAAAAAGACCUGCUCGCUAAGACCUCCAGGAUGUCUCCGAAGUCUAAGAACAUCAUGGCUCCCUCCUCCGGACCUUGUGCACCUAACAAUAAUUAUGAAUCGGACUCGGAUGUGCUUAAGAUCGACGAAGACCGGGAUACAGGAAAGGAGAACAAAGAGAACUCUGACGGAAAAGAUGAUGAUAUUGCUGAAAUGGAUUUAGGCGAGAACGGUGUAGACGACAGCGAAGAAGAAGCAAUGAGCAACAAAGAGCUGGCUGAACGUGCAGUUCCUGCUGUUGGGUUUAUCAAUCCUUGGACAGGAGAGGAGAUUCCGGGUAUUCCACAUGAAGACGAAGACUCACUUGACGACGGAGUAGGUCCUGUAUUCCCUUUAAUGGACAAUUCCCUGUCCUCCCUCACCCGCUCCCUCGACCUCUCUGACGCGCACGGCCUCGAAAAUCCGCGAGAUCCUCUGACCAACAAAUAUUCCUGCGCGAGAUGCGGCCGUUCCUAUCUCCACCAGGCGACCUUGGUCCGUCACCAGAGAUAUGAAUGCGGGAUCUCGGCCUCGUAUCCCUGCCAACUCUGCGGCCGGAAGUUUAAGAGGCGCGACGUCCUAAAAGGACACAUGGAGAAGUGUAUGAAUAAAUCCAACCUAACCUCGACAAGUCCUCUACUCCCAGCCAGCUCUCCUCUACUCAACCCAGCCAGCUCCCUCCUCACCUCCUCCUCCUCCCCCCUCAUCAACCCCUCCAGCUCCCUCCUAACCUCCAGUAGUCCUAUACACACCUCUACUAGUCCUCCUAGCGUCCCCUCUAUGUCCUCAAUAACCUACUCUGGAAUUAUGCAAUAAAUUUACAGAGACAAUCAAUGGAAAAUCAGACUUUCACAGAGAUUUUCUUUAUUUACUAAAUUUUUUAAUCAUUUACUUUUUUGAAAAUUUGUUGGCUGCCAAAAGUGCCUUAUCGUUAUCCUUUGGCCAUCCAAACAUGUGUCUUCGACUUUUCGCCUUCCGGCUAUGGUUUAAUACAUUAUUAACCAGGCCAAAGCUGAACAAAUGGUGCAAACUUUAAUCAUAUUUAUAUGUAAGUUUAGUUUAUUGUACAGAAAUAUCUAUUUAGGGCAUUAUAUAUACUAAUUUGGGCAUCACCCAUUAAAUCUAGUUAAUGUUAUUUCUUGCUAAUAAUAUUUUGUAAAAAAAGUUAAUAUUUUGUAAAUUUUCUUUCUUAUUCUGAACAUAAUAGAUCUCCAAAGACUGUUGUAAAUAAUUUUGUUUGGUUAAUUAAUCGAACUGAGCUUCCCGAGAAGUCCAAAAAUAAUUAUGUAAAAAUAACAUUUUUCUAAUUGUCCGCCAAAGUUAGCUAGUCAAGAAAAUGUUCAGCUAAACAGUGUAAAUGUAAGUGAUGUAAGUACAUAGUAUACAAUACAUGUACUGUAAUGUAUUGUACUGUACAUAAUGUUUGUUUGUAUGCGUAUUAAACUAUUUGCGAAUAAAUGAUGUUAACCCAUGA